Messenger RNA from Rhinolophus ferrumequinum (greater horseshoe bat), 1736 nucleotides. RefSeq names its product methyltransferase 2A, methylcytidine (gene METTL2A). Lineage: Eukaryota; Metazoa; Chordata; Mammalia; Chiroptera; Rhinolophidae. The transcript is spliced from 9 exons. The record is from RefSeq and is a predicted model, not a curated record. Gene Ontology annotation, molecular function: tRNA (cytidine-N3)-methyltransferase activity. The coding region runs from base 12 to 1151 and encodes 379 amino acids.
GCUCCGGUGUCAUGGCGGGCGCCUACCAUGAAGGCACGCCCGCGGUGCCCGGAGGAAAGCGGCCGCAGUUUGGAAGCCGGUUCCUGAGCGAUCCGGCGCGUGUCUUCCACCACAAUGCCUGGGACAAUGUGGAGUGGUCAGAAGAGCAGGCCGCGGCAGCCGAGAAGAAAGUCAGGGAGAACAGUACCCAGCGGGUGUGCCAGGAGAAGCAAGUUGAUUAUGAAAUCAAUGCCCACAAAUACUGGAACGAUUUCUACAAAAUCCAUGAAAAUGGAUUUUUCAAGGACAGACAUUGGCUUUUUACUGAAUUCCCGGAGCUGGCACCUAGCCAAAACCAAAAUCACUCGGCAGAUUUGCACACAGAGAACAAGAGGAGUGAAGUUCCUGGAUGUAGGAGGAGUGAGGAUGGACCUGAUUUAAUAAUAGAUCAGCACAAGUGUUCUUCAAACAGCCUUGGACAUAAAACACAGACCCUUCCUGUGGAAGAGAAUGUAACUCAGAAACUCGGUCACCUGGAAAUCUGUGCUGAUGAGUUUCCUGGAUCCUCAGCCACCUACCGAAUACUUGAGGUUGGUUGUGGUGUGGGAAACACAGUCUUUCCAAUUUUGCAAACUAACAAUGACCCGGGACUCUUUGUUUACUGUUGUGAUUUUUCUUCCGAAGCUAUAGAACUUGUCCAGACAAAUUCAGCAUAUGAUCCUUCUCGGUGUUUUGCCUUUGUUCAUGAUUUGUGCAAUGAAGAUAAGAGUUACCCACUUCCUAGCAAUAGUCUUGAUGUCAUCAUCCUCAUAUUUGUUCUUUCAGCAAUUGUUCCAGACAAGAUGCAGAAGGCACUCAACAGGCUGAGCAGACUUCUGAAGCCUGGAGGGAUGAUGCUUCUGCGAGAUUAUGGGCGCUAUGACAUGGCCCAGCUUCGGUUUAAAAAAGGUCAGUGUCUGUCUGAAAAUUUCUAUGUGAGAGGUGAUGGCACCAGAGUUUACUUCUUCACACAAGAUGAACUGGACACACUUUUCACUACUGCUGGACUGGAAAAGGUUCAGAACCUGGUGGAUCGCCGAUUGCAAGUGAACCGAGGGAAGCAGCUGACAAUGUACCGAGUUUGGAUUCAGUGCAAAUACCGCAAGCCUCUUCCAUCCAGCACUGGUUCCUGACCUGGCAUUUUUAAAAGAAUAUCCACAAGUGGUUUCUUGUUGAUGUUGGACAGCAGUUCAAUGGUUCAAGUAAAUUUGAGCCUUGAACCUAGGAAAAAUUACUUUUCAUCAAGAUUCUAACAUUUGUGCUUUCUAUUUGUGAAGCCCUUUAAUACAUACUUUUCUCAAGUUUUUUCUUUGAAAUCUCAAACAGUCUUGCCAUUUUGUAAUUUAUCUCAAUAACUGAAAUAUUCAUGGGAAUUAGGAAAUUAGAAGACAUCAAGAGUUUAUUUUCAUGUGAAAGUGUCAUGUGAUAUGAUAGAGUCAUUUUACAGUAAGUUUUAUUAAAGUAUUUGGGAAUUCAAACACCUGGUCCCAUGGUAUGUUAAGUACUUUUCUUCCUCUAAAUAACCUGUGUCUAAAAAGUAAAAGGAUCUUCACUUUUAGCAAAGUUGUCUUAUUUUUUCAUUGGGUCCUUCGAUGUUUGAGACAAAAGGAAUUGAGAGGACUUCAUUUUAGCCACAUCACUUCAUUUCUGAAUGUGAUCGUCAUCUGUAUUAAUGUUCUGCUUUUUUUCAGUUAUCACUUGUAUACAUUUCUCUCUUG